AUGAAAGUGUCUAAUAAUUUUUUACAGGAGCGCUUUCUGAAUCAUUCACUGAUGAAAGAAAACAUGUGUUACUAUGCAGUAGCCCAAACUGCACAAGUCCAAACCUGGAUGGUAGAGAAGAACAUGACGGCUCUUCCCAUCCCAGAAUAUGUCAAUUCGGGAUCUUAUUUCUCACGAACAGAGGAAUGCCGUUUCCUAAUCAUUCCUAGAUAUGGAACUGAUGUGCAGAGAGUUCUAUUGCAACAAGGAACAAUGCAUAUAAAACCUACAUGUACGAUCGCCUAUCACAUGAUUGACGCUCUGGAAUUCCUGCACAGUCAUGGCUAUGUUCAUUCAAACAUAAAGCCAGACAACAUCGUCCUUGGACUGCCAAAUCAAGCCCCGGUCUAUUUGCUAGACUUCGGUGAAGCCCGUCGCUACCCACAAGGUGACAUCCCCAUCGCCCACGGAAGUGCAAGUAUUCAAAGUUCUGCUUUCACUUCAAGAGACGGACACAAUCGACUAAUCACUAGACGUGGCGAUCUAGAAAUGGUUGCUUAUAACGUCAUUCACUUGUUGACUGGCCACUUGCCGUGGGAGGAUGAGGUAGAUUUUGAAGAGGUCGCGCGAAAAAAAAACCAAUCAAUGGAGGAUGUAAACGAAUUCCUAUCGACAUGCUUCAUGCAUACUGGUUCCCGCCACCCAGUUUCAAAAGGAAAUGGAAGUGUACAGGCUAUUGUUUACAGGGAUACAAAGCCCAUGAACCGGCACCCCUCCAGACAACUGAUGGCGGUCACACACUGCUUUUGCAUGCGUGUAAGGAUUCUCAAGCCGGUGUGGACCUACGGAAUUCAACUCUGGGGCUGCACCCAACCAUCCAAUAUCGACAUCAUCCAGCGCUUCCAGAACAAAGUACUCAGAAGUUGUGUAGACGCUCCUUGGUACAUCAGGAACUCUGAUCUCCACCGCGACCUGGGAGUGGCGACAGUCAUCAGUGAAAUCUAA
Messenger RNA from Nilaparvata lugens (brown planthopper), 984 nucleotides. RefSeq names its product serine/threonine-protein kinase VRK1-like. Bases 1 to 984 code for a protein of 327 amino acids. Gene Ontology annotation, cellular component: cytoplasm; nucleus. Gene Ontology annotation, biological process: signal transduction; peptidyl-serine phosphorylation. The transcript has 6 exons. Gene Ontology annotation, molecular function: ATP binding; protein serine/threonine kinase activity. NCBI's taxonomy places the organism in Eukaryota, Metazoa, Arthropoda, Insecta, Hemiptera, Delphacidae. The record is from RefSeq and is a predicted model, not a curated record.